ACGGGUUUGAUUCUCUGUGCAGGUGACAGUACCAUGGGGUCCUCAUCGGAAAGAAGAGACAGUGCUUUAUGGUCAGACAUCCCCAAGGGCCCCCUUAGUGCCUACCGAGCAAGAGCCUCCUUCAAUUCCAAGGAGCUGAUGCUCUUCUGGGACGGCCAGGAUAUACUCGACUUCAAGAAAACCAUCUUCUCAACUUUGGAGAAUGACCCUCUCUUCGCCCGCCCACUCGGGGCUGAUCUGCCUCUGGAGAAGGAGCGAGAACUGAACUUCCUUCGCUGCAAGCGGGUCUUUGAGUAUGGCUUCUUCAACGCAGAGGACAUGCUAAAGAACCCCCUGAAGAUUCUAGUAUUGAUGAACUGCCUGGGCAUGUACGACUGGUCCCUGGCCAACAAAUGUGUCCUCCACAUGUUGGUUUUUGGAUCUACAAUUAUCGGUUCUGGUUCUGAGCACCAUUUCAAGUACCUUGAGAAGAUAUAUAACCUGGAGAUUUUUGGCUGUUUUGCUCUCACCGAACUGAGUCAUGGGAGUAAUACCAAGGCCAUGAGAACGACAGCUCACUAUGAUCCUGCUACCCAGGAAUUCAUCUUACAUUCUCCGGAUUUCGAGGCUGCCAAAUUUUGGGUGGGCAACCUGGGCAAGACCGCAACUCAUGCGGUGGUGUUUGCCCAGCUGUACACGCCAGAUGGCCAGUGCCACGGGCUGCAUUCCUUCCUGGUGCAGAUUCGGGACCCGAAGACCCUGCUUCCCAUGCCAGGGGUGAUGGUCGGUGACAUGGGGAAGAAGUUGGGACAGAAUGGCCUGGAUAAUGGAUUCGCCAUGUUCCACAAAGUUCGAAUUCCUCGCCAGAACCUGCUGGACCGGACCGGGAAUAUCACCUCUGAGGGCACUUACAACACCCCCUUUAAGGAUGUCCGGCAGCGUUUGGGGGCAUCAUUGGGCGGCCUGUCCUCGGGACGCAUCUCCAUCAUUAGCAUUUCUGUGGUCAACCUGAAGCUGGCUGUGAGCAUAGCUAUCCGAUUCUCGGCCACGCGGCGUCAGUUUGGACCCACAAAUAAGGAAGAGAUCCCUGUCCUCGAGUAUCCACUGCAGCAAUGGCGCCUACUUCCAUACCUGGCAGCUGCCUAUGCCUUGGACCACUUCUCCAAGACAAUCUUCUUGGACCUGAUAGAGCUACAGCGUGGCCGGCAAAGCGGGGACCACAGUGACAGGCAGGCAGAGCUCGGACGGGAGAUCCACGCACUAGCAUCAGCGGGCAAGCCCCUAGCCUCAUGGACAGCCCAGCGGGGAAUUCAGGAGUGCCGUGAGGCGUGUGGGGGACACGGCUAUCUAGCCAUGAACCGGUUUGGCGAACUCAGAAAUGACAACGAUCCAAACUGUACCUAUGAAGGCGACAACAAUGUCCUGCUGCAGCAGACCAGCAACUACCUGCUCAGCCUCCUGGAGCAUCCUCUCCAAGACGGAGCUCACUUCACAAGCCCUCUCAAGACAGUGAACUUCCUGGAAGCCUACCCUGGAAUCUUGGGCCAGAAGUUCAUGGCCUCCAGCAAGGCUGACUGGUUGGACUCAGAAGCCCCCCUGGCAGCUUACCGUUGGCUUGUUUGCUACCUGCUCCGAGAGAGUCAUCAGAGAUACUGUCAAGAGAAAAAGUCCAGAGGCAGUGACUUUGAAGCAAGGAACAACAGCCAGGUGUAUGGCUGCCGGCCCCUGGCCCUGGCCUUCAUGGAGCUCACUGUGAUGCAGCGCUUCCACGAACAUACACACAGCUCUAGCGUGCCUCCAUCUCUGCGGACUGUGCUUGGACGGCUCAGCAUGCUCUACGGCCUGUGGUGCCUGAGCCAGCACACGGCCCUGCUCUACCGAGGUGGCUACAUCUCUGGGGAGCAAACAGGAAAAGCGAUGGAGGAUGCCAUCCUGAUGCUGUGUGUGCAGCUGAAAGACGAUGCGGUGGCCUUGGUGGACGCAAUUGCCCCUUCUGACUUUGUCCUGGGCUCCCCAAUUGGCAGAGCUGAUGGCGAGCUCUAUAAAAACCUGUGGGCAGCUGUCCUGCAGCAGAGCGGUGUGCUGGAGCGUGCGGCCUGGUGGCCUGAGUUCACUGCCAACAAAUCCGUGGCCAACAGGCUGAAGUCCCAGCUGUAGACACAGUUGGAGGGGUGUCUGAGCAGGAGCGGCCGAUCCAGAGGCCUGGACCCAGACAAUCAGACACCCACGCUGGAAGACGCACUAAAUCCUCUCCUUGACUCUCGUCAGCCUGCCGUACCCAUCCCCAAUGGGGUAUUUGCAAGGAGUUUGCACAGUAUGUCUCCCCGAGGGCCUUGGAAUCUAACUAAGGAUUUUGUAAUGCUAUCUCGGGGGCCCAGAUAGGAAUGUAAAGUUCUGCUCAGGUAAACUUUGGGAUCCGUGGAAGAUUUUCGAGAUGCUCUCUUCUCUCUGCUGCUGUCUGCUUCUUUAACCCUGCUGUGAGGUGGCCAUACGUCUGUUUACCUGCCACUUGCCACUCUGUACCAUGGACUGUCAGAACGUAAUUUGAAGAUUUUUUUUAUAUGAAAAAAAUGUUUUAUUAAGUCCUUCGGUGGCACCAGAAGUUUCCACUGAGGAAAGUGCUCCCACAGAAGAUGUGCACCAGUUUGCUCACCACAGACACCCCCAUUGUGUCAGUAACUGCUUAGCUGUGGCUUUAGUCCUUUUGUUCCUAAAACAGGAGGAAUGCCCAGUGCCAUCUGUUCCCGUCAAGUGUACCUCAGCAAAUUCACACACGGCAUGACCCUGCCACACUGGCCGUAGCCAGAUCUUGUGAUUCUGAAAGGCACGGGAUGCCAUCCCUUCCUGCCGUAGGGAGGAGCCCAUACUGUUAGCAUUUCUGACAAACCGUUCUGAGCCCCAGGUGCUUGCAGAGCCUGAGAGCCUCUCUUUUCGCCACCUGCUCUCGGUCAGCCACCACACCCUCCCCUGGGUCGGCCCCUUCCCAGAGUCCCACCCCAGCUGAAUGGGGGCGUGCCAUCUUGAGUCUCUGUGGAACCUGAGGGUCAUGUGUUCACAGAUGAUGCCCUCCACCUGAAUCUAUGGCUUUUCCCAACAGUGACCACUAGGUCCUCCCAGCUCUUGGGCUCCUUGCCCUCCAAUCCUGCCAUGCAACAAUCACCUCAGCCACCUGUUCGCCUGACCAUACUUUUGUGUGGGAGCUUGGUUACUACUGUCCUGUCUGAUUGGAAGCUGACUAGCAUGCCACAGAGUGCUGCAUCAAGAUAAGUCACAUGAUUCCCAGGGUCAGGCAAUCUGACUGCAGAGCGCCCCCUGGUGGCCGAGGUGCCAACAGAUAACAAAUUACUGAAAAUGGCUCAUUAGCUAGCUAUAGCUUCUGAGGGGAGGGAGAGUCAGUUUUCUCUCAGGAGUAGCCACUGGCAGGUUGAUCGGGCUCCAUUGCACGCCCACACACCCAAGAGCAUAUGUGCGGCACAGAGUGGACUUGAUGGCUUUUGUUGUUGUUGUUUUGUAAUGUGUGCACAUCUAUGUUUUCAUAUCUACCGGUUGGGUAUGCCUUUGUCCCUGGGUAGGGACUGGCUCUCUGGACAAGUAGAUGUCCUGUUAGCCUGCAGACAUCACAUGACUCCCAAGAACGAAUCGUGUAUCCUGGUCCCUGCUCCUGUGCAUGCACAUUCCCCUCCUCUGUCCCGAGGCAGAGGCAAGUGGUGUGUGGAGGUCUAUGCGCAGAGGCCACAUUGUGAAGACAAACUUGUAAAGUCCCAUAAAAUGAAACAUUUGUAAACAGCGGGAAAGACUUGAAUAAUUGCAAUAAAGUGUUAAAAUUGAA
Rattus rattus (black rat) is the source of this 3808-nucleotide messenger RNA. It is a transcript of the gene Acox3, whose product is annotated as acyl-CoA oxidase 3, pristanoyl. Gene Ontology annotation, molecular function: FAD binding; pristanoyl-CoA oxidase activity; fatty acid binding. The transcript is spliced from 17 exons. The record is from RefSeq and is a predicted model, not a curated record. NCBI's taxonomy places the organism in Eukaryota, Metazoa, Chordata, Mammalia, Rodentia, Muridae. Bases 34 to 2136 code for a protein of 700 amino acids. Gene Ontology annotation, cellular component: peroxisome. Gene Ontology annotation, biological process: lipid homeostasis; fatty acid beta-oxidation using acyl-CoA oxidase.